UUCUUUUCCUUUCGUGGUUUGGUUUUCGAAAAGAGCCCGAUAUCGAGUCUGUUAAUUUGUUUUGUUCCGCUCCGUUUCGAAAACAAAUAGGAAGAAUGGGGACUUUUCCUGCGGCUACGAUGCUGAAACAACUGUGCCUGGUGGUAGCACUGUUGUGGCCACUGAGCAUGGUUGCAAGCCGAGGAACCCUUCACGAAGAAGGCUUUAUUGAAGAAUUGGUCGCCAGUCAGCGUGCCUUUACGGGGGCCUUCAUUCCCAACCUCCAAGGCCCCGACACACUCCCUCCGAUGCUUUUGUUAAGCAUGAAGCGUGGCCUUGUUCACGUGAUGAGGAAUCCCGAUGAAUCGAUGGAAACCGAACAGAUUCUCGAUCUCGAACACCAGCUAUGCACAAACGGAGAGCGGGGCUUCCAAUCGAUCGUCCCCCAUCCGAACUUUGCCGAGAACCAUUGGCUGUACAUAUUUUACACUGCCUACUCGGACGAAUGCCUAGAAGAUGAAGUUUUUGGACCACGCAACCGAUUGUCGCGAAUGCUUAUGGAUCCAAAAACACUCCGCAUCCGAAACGAAACGGAAGAAGUUCUAAUGGAAGGAGCGCCCACACACUAUUUUUUCCACAACGGAGGAGCCAUCAAAUUUGGAAACGACGGAAAAAUUUAUGUCACCACUGGAGACGGAGGUGGGGAUGGAGCAGGAACAUCACAAGACAUGACCAAUCUGCACGGAGCCAUUUUGCGGUUGAAUGACGACGGAAGUGUCCCAACCGACAAUCCCUUUACUUUCCAGGGUGGCUACAAUGGUGUUCCUUGCGGACAAACGGGAGGCGUCCUCCCCCCGGAUGCUCCUAGCGAUGCCGUCUGCUCCGAAAUUUUUAGCUAUGGCUUUCGCAACCCAUUUCGCAUCGUUAUGGAUCCACAUGAAACGGAAAAGACCCGGUUUUUCGUCAACGAUGUCGGCGGAUCCAAAUGGGAGGAGAUUUCCGAGGCGGGAACAGACUUUGCGGGAAAGAAUUACGGUUGGCCCCGAUAUGAGGGCCCCUGCAAGUUCGAUAAAACGGAAGACUGCCCGCUCUUCGAUCCUUCUAGCGCCGUGGCGAACAGAGAUUCUUUCCAGAAUCCCUUCUACUAUUAUGGACACGUUAGCGAUCGCGAGGGAGGUUGCAUCGCCGGGGGAGCCUUUGUCCCGGAAGGAAUCUGGCCUGCAAAAUACAAAUAUGUAUACGCCGAUUUCAUUUUUCACUCCAUUUUCAAUCUAGUAGAAGAUGCUGAUGUGGAAUGUCAGACGUGUAUCCCACCCAUUCCGAAAUAUAAAAACGAAACCCUUUACACUUCCGAAAAGAGAGAGGACCAACACGCCAACUACGCCCGCAUAGUGGAUAUUUUCUUUGGUCCCUACAAGGAUACCCAAGCCUUGUAUGUCUUCAAGAUGGGCAACGGCAACAAUGUCUGGAGAAUCCGGUAUACCGGAAGCGACAACAUUCCUCCUGUUGCAAAAAUUGAAAUCGACGGUUCCACCACGGUGGACGUCGGAGAAAUUGUCGCCUUUGACGGACGCCUGAGUUUCGACCCCGAAGAGCUCGGUCUGGAAUACGAAUGGGAUUUUGGCGAUGACUCGUUUUCGCGGGAACCUAAUCCCAUUCAUGCCUACACAGAACCAGGACAGUACACGGUCCGGCUUGGUGUAACGGACUCAGCAGAACACACCCAAACGACCUCGGUGGACAUUGUUGUCGGAACGCCUCCGGCGCUCCACAUAACGUCGCCCCUCGAGGGUGCUGACUUUUUUGUAGGAGAGAUCCUCUUGCUCAGUGGAACUGCCACUGACGCGGAUGGAAAUUUGCUUGAGGACAGCCAGAUUUCUUGGGAGGUCCGAAAGCACCACGCGGAUCACUGGCACCCCUUCCUGGACGAAAAGGCUGGAAACGACAUUGACCUCUUUCCCGCCCCAGAACCGGAAGAUUACCUUGCCGCCACCAACAGUUACCUCGAAGUUAUCAUGUACGCAACAGAUGCCAAUGGUCUCGUAUCUACCACGAGCAGGAACAUUUACCCCAGAAUUGUGGAACUCUGCAUAGACAGCGAACCCCAGGGUCUCGAGGUGUAUGUCGACGAGUACCCCGUGGUGACUCCCCUGAGAAUUACCUCGUGGGUGAAUCACAAUCUGCGCCUGCGGACCCCUAUUAAUCAGGAGCUUAACGGCACCAACAUCCAGCGCACCUUUACUUCGUGGUCUGAUGGCGUCGUCUCCGACGACCGCGAAAUCCGGUUGCUUCCGAAGGAGAACACAGGGUUGGUGGCUUCCUUUUGUGUUCAAGGGGACGACACGUGCAUUGCUGAGGCACAAACCCGUGUGAGCGGCAACCUAUUGGUUGCGAGGUGCCCUACGACGCCUCCGACACCGGAGCCGACCAUGGCGGAUACUCAGUCUCCCACCGCUAAGCCAACGGCGUCGUCCACCGACAAACAAACGAGUUUUCCUACUGAAGAGGAAGUGGAUUGGCCCCUGGAUGAAGAUGUUGUCCGGAUAGAUGAUCAAGACAGCGAGCCCGGCAUGAAGGAUCCCAUGUCGGACCGAGAUCAGAUUUUGGAUCUCUUAGACGAAAAAAAUUCUCUGGAUUCAGGUGCAAGUGCCAAAAUUAUUUCUACUCGGCUUGCUGUUGCUCUUUCCUUGCCCGUCGCGAUCCUAGCUCUUUUCGUAGGAAUAUAGCUUGGUUGAAUCUAUGUUGUGGAUUGAUCGAUGGAAGGAUGGACGAAUGUGCAAAAGAACAGAUGAAUGGAUAGAAAGACAAACAACUGUGGGAAGAGUGGAUGUUCGACUAUGACUCACAUAAGUAUGGAUUGGGUAUUGCUAUGUUAACUCGAUAAGUCCUUGUAGUGAAUUAAAUGCAGAAAUUACUUUGAGAUGUUGCCAUGAUGUGGUUUGUUGUUUUCUUGCUACCACCCGAUCAUGAAAUAUGGAUUACGAACGUUUUAUUUAAAGUCGCGUUCAUGAUGCUAUUAACACGAACCAUACCCAGUAAGAAACAACACUGAUAUGAUCAAACGAAAAAUAAUUUCAAAACCUCAGU
Messenger RNA from Pseudo-nitzschia multistriata, 3066 nucleotides. Lineage: Eukaryota; Bacillariophyta; Bacillariophyceae; Bacillariales; Bacillariaceae. The record is from the annotation of a GenBank genome assembly.